This is a messenger RNA of Lactuca virosa, 360 nucleotides long. The record is from the annotation of a GenBank genome assembly. Lineage: Eukaryota; Viridiplantae; Streptophyta; Magnoliopsida; Asterales; Asteraceae.
AUGGCUGGAAUUAUCACAAUCGUUUCAAGUACUGGAAAUCGUGUUCACCACAUUCAUGUAUUCUAUUGUUUACGACUACACAUAAGAUCUAAGAGUCAUAGCUUCACAAAGGUCAAAGGCAUGACAUCAAAGAUGCAUGAUAUGUACGAUAACGGAGGAAUGGCAAAAGAAGUUGAUGAUCAACAAAACUACUGUGGUCGGCGAACCUGCUCUGAUGGUGCUCGGCGAACCUCCUCUGACGGUGUUGCUACCUACGGCGACUAUGGAAGUCGUCGGAUGUCGGCAAUGGAAAUUGGCGAAUCGCUAGACAUCGACGUUCGGUGGAUGAAGCUCGAGUGGCUGGAUCGACUAGAGGCAUAA